AAUAUAUAAUCACUCCCUCACAGCUCCCAGCCUAUGUGCUUGGUGGGGAGAUUUAGCUGCUUGUCUGCUGGUAACUUGAUGCAAGUCAUGUGCUAAGUACUUCUAUGUUCAGCUGAAAAAUCAGUUGCCCUUAUUCAAGCUCCUCUAAAGAAGAUCAGCAAGUCUGUUGGGAUCAAGAAGUGAGGAAAACCAUCAAGCCUAACAACAAGGAUAUUUUUGUACAGUUUACCUGUACCCUAACUAAAAAGAGGAAUGGCCUGUAACAGAAACUGUGGGCUCCUCACUGGGGCCAUCAUCGGUGGUGUACUGGCCAUCUUUGGAGGAGUUCUAAUACCAGUUGGAGAUCAUCUUAUAAGCAAAGCAGUAAAAAAGGAAGCUGUCAUUGUCAAUGGUUCCGCUGCUUAUCAAAAUUGGCUUGUGCCAGGAAGCUCAGUUUACAGGGAAUUUUGGAUUUUCCAUGUGUUAAAUCCUUCAGAGGUUAUCAAUGGGUCUAAACCAAAAUUUGAACAAAGAGGACCUUACACAUACAGGGUGCGAUAUUUACCCAAAGAAAAUGUCAUGGAAGGUCAGAAUGGCACAAUAUCCUACAUGUUGCCUAAUAUUGCUGAUUUUGUACCUGAUAUGUCUGUUGGGACAGAAAAUGACAACGUAACCGUCCUCAAUCUUGCUGUUGCAGCUGUACCUGCCUUGUACCCAGGUGGUUUUAUGCAAUCAAUAAUAAACACUUGGAUUCCUCCCAACACAACCAUACUGCAGAACAGAACCAUCAAAGAAAUACUGUGGGGAUACGAAGACCCUUUCUUAAAAAGUAUCCCCUUCCCUGGAGUGAAAGCAACUGUGGGAGUCUUCUACCCAUAUAAUGGGACAAGCGAUGGACCUUACAAUGUGUAUACUGGGACAGAAGAUAUUACAAAAACAGCAAUAAUUGAAAGCUAUAAAAAUAAAAGGACUCUUUCAUACUGGGAAGGUCACUGUGAUAUGGUUAAUGGCACAGAUGGAGCAUCCUUCCCACCAUUUGUUAAGAAGAAUCAGGUACUUCGCUUCUUCUCCUCUGAUAUUUGCAGAUCAAUCUAUGGAGUUUUCUCCGAGAAGCAGGUUGUGAAGGGAAUCACACUGUAUCGUUUCAUAGUUCCUCGUGAAGCAUUUGCAUCACCAACUGAAGUUGGAGACAAUUAUUGCUUCUGCACGGAUCGAGAAAUAUCAGAGAACUGCACAUUAGCUGGAGUCCUGGACAUCAGUGCCUGCAAAGCAAAAAGACCGGUAUAUAUCUCUCUUCCUCAUUUUCUUCAUGCAAGCAAAUCUAUAUUGGAUAAUGUGGAAGGCCUGAGCCCAAAUGAAAAGGAGCAUGAGACAUAUCUAGACAUAGAGCCUGUGACUGGUUUUACACUACGAUUUGCAAAAAGGCUGCAAGUAAACCUCCUUGUGAGGCCUUCAAAAAUUAAGCCUUUAAAAAAUAUUAAAAAACCCUAUGUGUUCCCUCUUCUUUGGCUAAAUGAGUCUGCUGUUAUUGGGGAUGAGAAAGCAGAAAUGUUCAGAACGAAAAUCUCCGGUCGGCUCCAGAUGCUGAGCAUGCUGCAGAUGGCAUUAAUCAUUGGAGGCUCUGUGCUGUUCCUGGCGUUCAUGGGAUCCUUCUUCAUAUGCAGGUCAAAGAAAUUAAAAUAAGUGAAAAGACUUCAGAAGCAGUCAAUGUUUAAUUGAAAUUUCAGCUAAGCAGCUUGUUAAAAUUCAGAGACAAAAGGUAUGAUUCAAGACACAUUUAAUCCAUGUGCUGUGGAAUUCAACAUGUUUUUCCAUUUUGAGAAGACCAGCUUACUAACCCAAAGAAGCUGAAGUUUUUGAAGAUCCACAAUUCUGACAUCACUAAAUAAGCCACUGUGGAAAAUACACUAUCAAAAGACUUUGAAACUUUUUACACAUUUUAAAUUGCAUUCAAGCAGACUGAAGUGGAGGUGCAGUUGGAUUUUAGUCCACCUUCUGCCGUUAUGCAACUUGCUACUCAUUUUCUUCUGGAUUUGCAAGAAAAAUGAAAGCCGCUUGCUGAUGUUCCAUCUCUGAGCACAGACUGGGAAUGAAAACAAUUUGGAACUCAUGCUGUGCUCUAGAUGCUCUCAUUGCAAUAUUUCUCUCUGUUCCCUUCAAGGAAUGGAAGCUGCUGCAAUAGAACUGCUCUCUGUCCUCUAUUCAGGGAUGUGAAUUGCAUUGAAUGUGAAGUUUAUUAUGUAAAGUUACUAACUGUAAUACAUGAAGUUUAUAAAAAACUUACUAAAAUAUGUGGUUCAUACAUUUUAUAUGGAGAUGGCUCAUAGAUACACCACAGUCAUCCAUAUGUUGAUGGAGCUCAUUGACAUGUCUCCACAUGCUGUUUAUUAAUCUGGACCACUCCCUAACUUCCAACCUGCUCCACUGCUCUUCCUGUUGCCUCCUGUAAGCUUUUAUAUCUGCCUCUUGUUUGAACACCAGCCUCUGCAGUGCACUAAGCCCACUUGGCCCACUUCUCCCUUGGAAAAUGAUCUGUCACGUGACAGGCCAAGAGAAAAUAUUCCAAAAUGCUUCAGAGACAGGAAAGACUGAGAUAAUGACUUUGAUCAAACAUCAGAGGGUUCCACUUGCUAUAGAAGCACACAAAUGAAAACAGGUAGCACCAAUUACUUACUGAUAAACCAUCUGCCACAAGGAAAUUUGCGAAACCAUUUGUUUAAUGAGGUGUAUCAGCCUGUAGACAGGUAGCAAACACUGACAUCUCCAUAAAUCAUUGACGUUUUCAAUUUAUCUGAAUGCUGUAUUUUAUUCUGAGAGUAAAUGGGGCAAAUAUGGAGUGUUACGAAGUCUCUUUCCAUGGAUUCAAUAAAUUCAGAUCAAGAGCCUAA
Molecule: messenger RNA, 2867 nt
Organism: Poecile atricapillus (Black-capped chickadee)
Lineage: Eukaryota; Metazoa; Chordata; Aves; Passeriformes; Paridae
Product: platelet glycoprotein 4-like
Exons: 14
Coding region: 253-1662 (469 amino acids)
Biological process (GO): long-chain fatty acid import into cell; lipid storage; amyloid-beta clearance by cellular catabolic process
Cellular component (GO): cell surface; cytoplasm; caveola
Molecular function (GO): low-density lipoprotein particle receptor activity; scavenger receptor activity; low-density lipoprotein particle binding
Source: RefSeq, a predicted model, not a curated record